Messenger RNA from Glycine soja, 1923 nucleotides. Its product is annotated as sialyltransferase-like protein 2. Gene Ontology annotation, molecular function: sialyltransferase activity. NCBI's taxonomy places the organism in Eukaryota, Viridiplantae, Streptophyta, Magnoliopsida, Fabales, Fabaceae. The record is from RefSeq and is a predicted model, not a curated record. The transcript is spliced from 11 exons. Bases 181 to 1617 code for a protein of 478 amino acids.
AAAUGUUAUAAUUUAACCAAAGUUGAAAUAACCCAAGAAAACGAAUCCCACGCUGAAUUACGUUCGUUCGUUCACAAACGUAAAGAUCUGAAGCUGAUAAAAAAAUUUGAAGUGUGAAUUGGAAUGUAUGGUGUAGAUCUGGAGAGGUCGAUAAACCCCAAUUUGUUUGCUUAGUCGGCAAUGAGGAUUCUGCAACUUGGUUUGUUUCUUGCUUUAGCAUCUGGAUUUGCAGCCAUUUCCAUUUACAUCACCGGCCUCUCUGAUCCUUUUGUAUAUCCCAGUUAUCACCUCACGGAUGAAGACACCCAAGCAUUGCUUUCCCUGCACGACACUUUCCAGAAGUGUGUGAGUGCAAAUGGACUUGGCCUAAAAGCAACCAGGGGCACAGAUUAUUGCCAAACCACAAUAAAUUUCCCCAGUGACACCAUCCCCAAAUGGAAAGAUCCCAAAACCGGUGAACUUGAAGCUCUGUCUUUUGAUUUAAAUCUAUGUGAAGCUGUGGCUACAUGGGAACAAGUGCGAAACAGUACCACUAUACUUACCAAGGAAUUCAUUGAUUCUUUACCAAAUGGAUGGGAGGAAUAUGCAUGGCGUAGGAUCAAUAAAGGAAUACAGCUCAACCGCUGUGAGAACAAGACCUUGUGCAUGGAGAAACUUUCACUGGUUCUCCCUGAAACACCACCAUACUUCCCAAGACAGUUUGGACGCUGUGCUGUUAUUGGUAACUCGGGAGAUCUCUUGAAAACAAAAUUUGGAAAUGAGAUAGAUGGUUAUGAAGUUGUCAUUAGAGAAAAUGGUGCUCCAACACAGAACUACACUGAUUACGUGGGUAGGAAAAGCACAUUUCGCCUUCUAAACCGAGGAUCCGCCAAAGCACUGGAUAAAGUUGUAGAGUUAGAUGAACAAAGAAAAGAAGUCUUGAUAAUAAAAACAACAAUUCAUGACAUCAUGAACAAAAUGAUUCGGGUAUAUUUCCUUGUCAAGGGAAACCACCUUCUAAAACCCUUGCUUUGUAUUUACAUGUCACACAUUCUAUCCGACACUUGCAAAGCAAUUGAUUUUUGUCUUCUGCAGGAGAUUCCUAUAAAAAAUCCUGUGUACCUCAUGCUAGGUGCAUCCUUUGGCUCAGCAGCAAAAGGAACUGGACUUAAAGCUCUUGAAUUUGCUCUCUCUAUGUGUGAUUCAGUGGAUAUGUAUGGUUUCACUGUAGAUCCUGGUUAUAAAGAAUGGACAAGAUAUUUCUCUGAAUCCCGUCAAGGCCAUACCCCGUUGCAUGGUAGAGCUUAUUACCAGAUGAUGGAGUGCUUGGGGCUUAUCAAAAUUCAUUCUCCCAUGCGAGCUGAUCUAAAUCGUGUUGUAAAAUGGGUUCCAAGCCGCCAUAUUAUAAGAUCUGCUAGAAUUGCAUCAGAGAAAUUACUGAGGAGAGUUGGAGCAGGAUCUGAAGAUCCACUGGCUGCAUGUUCCAUAAUUAAGAAGCAAGUAAAAAGAAAUCUAAAUGCAGUUUCAAAGCUCAGAAAGGCAGCACUUGAUCAUUUACGGUAUGUGAAAAGAACAACCAUGUAUCCUCUAGAGCAUAGUCCUGGACAUGGGUCGCUUUGCACUGUGCCAACUGAUUAAACUGUUGGGAAGCAUCCAACCCCAUCAUUUACAAAAUUAUCCGUUUUUUUACCUUUUCCAAAAUAUGUCAUUAACUUGACAAAAUGGCAAUGAAGCUUCCUACUCACCAGCGUAGUGGUAAAUCAAGGAAAUUUAUUUAAUCUUUCUCAUUUUUUUCUUCUUUCUGUUUUGAAACUUUUGAAGGACUUAAAAUUUGGUUAGGGAGAGGAUUACAGAACAGCUAGGACAAAAUUUUGAGGCAUCUGUAAUGCUUAGUUUAAUUAUAACAAAUUGAGCGGUAAUGAAUAACUUUUUUUUUUCUUUAAA